Messenger RNA from Dichomitus squalens LYAD-421 SS1, 1347 nucleotides. RefSeq names its product P-loop containing nucleoside triphosphate hydrolase protein. Gene Ontology annotation, molecular function: 3'-5' DNA helicase activity; four-way junction helicase activity; nucleic acid binding. Gene Ontology annotation, cellular component: chromosome; cytoplasm. The coding region runs from base 1 to 1347 and encodes 448 amino acids. Gene Ontology annotation, biological process: double-strand break repair via homologous recombination. The transcript has 3 exons. NCBI's taxonomy places the organism in Eukaryota, Fungi, Basidiomycota, Agaricomycetes, Polyporales, Polyporaceae. The record is from RefSeq and is a predicted model, not a curated record.
AUGUCGUCACAGAUUCCUGACGUCUCGGAGAUCAGGGCGCGUGCUUUGGAGAAGCUCGGUCGCAGACCAUGUCUCUGGCAAUGCGAUGUAGCCAGAGCUCUGCUCAAGGGCGAUAGAGAUAUUGUGUGCAUCUCGGGAACAGGAUCUGGCAAGACCUUGACCUUUUGGAUGCCACUUCUCUUUCGUCCGGAUGGUAUUCAAAUUAUCAUUACGCCGCUAAACCUCCUUGGAGUACAGAACCAAUAUGAACUUGCAAGGCUUAAGAUUCCCGCCAUCGCAAUCUGUGGGGAGAGUGCAUCAUUGGAGAAUUUCAAGGCUGCGGGCACCCUUUCGCACGGAGUCGUCGUAUUGAACCCAGAGCUCGCAUUUGGACACAGUCUAUGCCAGGAGUGGAUCUGGAAGAAUCCUUCCUUCACCUCUCGAAUUAUCAGCAUAAUCUGGGACGAAGCCCAUUGCGUGAAGACAUGGGGGAAAUUCCGUCCAGACCUAGCGACGUCUGGCAGGUUGCGCGGCAUGCUACCUCCAAAUACGCCAUACCUCAUCCCUUCUGCGACACUCCCUCCGCCUGAUAAGGCCGACGUCCUCAAUAUUCUACAAGCACGACAACAAAAUCUCCUCCUAAUACAGCGAUCCAAUGACCGCCCGAAUGUCUACCUAACAGUCCGCAAGCUCCAAUAUGCCACGUCGUCAUUUCAAGAUCUCGACUUCUUGAUUCCGGCCGACUGGACACCCGCACGCUCCGACAUUCGCAUCCCACGCUUUGUAAUCUUCUUCGACAACAUCGAGGAGUCAAUAAAGGCUGCAGAACGGUUGCGUAAACGACUUACAAGAGACUUUUGCGACCGUGUGGUGUGGUUCAACUCCGACAACACCCCUGAAUUUCGCGAGGAGACCACGUCUGAGUUCCGCGACCAUAAAUUAUACGGGCUAUAUUGUACAGACUCGUUUGGAAUGGGAGUUGACAUUGCGGACAUCGAGAUUAUUGUCCAGUGGAGGGUAACGUGCUCGAUGAAUGCGCUAUGGCAGCGCUUCGGUCGAGCUGCAAGAGGAGCUGGUAAAGAGGCUAUUGCGGUGCUAUUAGUGGAACCCAAAUACUUUGAUGAUGAAAAGGAACUUGCAAGUCAGCGCGCAGAAAAGCGUCGCGAGGCCGAAGAACGACGCGCAAUGCAGCGCGAGGCCGCAAAGCGGAAACGAGAUGGCUCGGUGUCAGCACCGGCACCACAUCGGGCGCCCAAGAAAGCAAGAGUCACUCAGCCACCCCAGGCACGAGAGGGUGCAGCAGGAAAUAAGGUGUGUACUGAGACUUUCUUUGCCAAGGGAGGUUUGAAGAACUUACUGGUAAUAUAG